Molecule: messenger RNA, 4973 nt
Organism: Linum trigynum
Lineage: Eukaryota; Viridiplantae; Streptophyta; Magnoliopsida; Malpighiales; Linaceae
Source: the annotation of a GenBank genome assembly
CAACCUAAGCGAUUGAAGUAGGGGUACAUGGAUCGACCCGGGUGGAUAAUUAAAACUUACUUGCCAUAUGUUGCACCCCUCUAGAGUUUAAAAACUUGGGCUCUAGAGGGGGUUUCUAGUGUGGUAUUUUGUGUGAGUCAAUCUCCAAUUUUCAUUGACCACAUCAGUAGUGGAGCUCAUGGAUUUAUAGAAGAGGACUUGAUGUCAAUUUCCAUUGACUAGAAAAUAUUUCAAUCCCUAAACAACCAGUAAACUGGGUGAGUGUUCUGUCAAAAUGGCUUACUGUUGUGGCAAAAGUGAAAUGAAAGAGAAUUGAGAGAGUUUUACUUGGUAGUAAAUUGGGAGAGGUGUGGAAACUGCAUACCCCCUAUAGGUAAAGGUUUUUGCUUGGAAGUUGAUGCAUAACAUUCUGCCUAGGGGGCCAGAAUUGUGGAGAUGACUCAAAAGGUGGAAUGAAGAUGAUCCAUUAUGUGAUCUAAUAAGAAUAUAUUUUCUAGAUGGUGUGGCUAGGUAAGACGCAUUUGGAGGCUUAACCCAUUACAACUAUGUCCAUACAAGGUGAGAAUCUGACAUGCGAGGAAUGGUUUUGUGCCUUCCAGGAGACGAAAGAAAACAACAUGAUUGGGAAAUUUCUAGUCACACUCUAGUACAUCCGAGAUCAUAGGAACAACCAAUUUUGGGAUAAGAAGAAUUUAGAGGAACGUGAGAUCAUGGAAAGAUCGAGUGAGUGCAUGGAGCAUAAGAGAUUGACCUUUCCACCUUCGUUUGGAAGCAUAAACCCCGAAACCCAUCGACGAGCUCGCAUUUCAAAAUUAACGUGAUAGAGAAGGAUGAUUUAAAUUAGCGGUCGUUCAUCAGACUCACAUUCUGUAAGAAUCGGAAAUGGCAAAGGCUAUGGCAGUGAGCUUUGAAGUGGAAAUGACGAUCAAAUUUCAUUUUAUUACCUUUGUGAGGAAGUCAAAACGGAUUGCCACCGUAAAGCACCUAUUGCAUAGACAGGCACCCUCCUCUAUGGAGUUGGGCCAAGUGUGUGACGAAUCAAAGUGAAGGCCUUACGGAUGGGGCGUAUUGAGGGAAGUUUUGUGAGUUGGGAACAAACCAGCCAUACAAUGACCCAUGUUAAAUGUAAAUAGGAGGUUGAGCAUAUUUGGAUGAAUAGACCACCAAUUUUGUUAAAGUCAUUAUCAUCUCUACUAUCAAUUCUCUCUGCCCUAUGGGUAAUCGUCAGUCAUGGGCAUGACAAGGUGUUCUGAAAGGCAGGGAGCUACUUAGAAAAGGCCUCCGAUGACAGGUGGGUUGCGGGACUGCAGUAAGUAUUCUUCAUGCCUACUGGUUGCCUACCUCGCCUCCGUCUUCCCCUUCACUUUUACCAGGUGUUGUUCUCUCCAACCCUUUUGUAGCUUCCUUAAUUCAUCCCUUGUCUCAUUCAUGGAAUGUGUAGUUGAUUCGAUCUACUUUCCAGUCGGUGAGUGUGACUUGGAUUCUCUCAAUUCCACUUCCUUCUAACCCUCUUCCUGAUAGGUUGAUCUGGCACUACUCUCCUUCCGAUCAAUAUACAGUCAAGUGCGGCUACCAUCUUCUCUCGUCUGAGCGAGAUAAUAUGUUUGGGAACCUCCCGCCGCAACUGGAUAUGAAGUUCUAAAAGUGUCUUUAAAGUUUACCAAUCCCCGCGAAAUUAAAGUUGUUCCUUUGGAGGUUUGUCACAGCUUCUUGCUACUGUGUGCGAUCCUCCAAGCAAAGUCCUUGUUCCCAACUCGUACUUGUCCGGUUUUCUCGAAAACUGAUGAAACCAUUUCACAUUGUUUUCUUGACUGCAGGAUUGCAAGGGCGGUAUGGAUGGCAGCUGGGAAGAAUUGAUUGUGCCAAACUUCAAGCCUAAUCCCUCCUGAUUUCUUAUGGCCUCGUAUCUUUUUCUCUUUACAGAUGUUUAAGUCUCAAAUUGCGGAGAUAGUAUUCAGUGCCUGGCGGUUGUAGAAAGGCAGAUGUUGGUCUGUUUAUGAUCAUAUUCAAUACCUUCCACCAGCCCUGUUUUGCCAGUUUCAGAAUCAAAUGGCGAAUGCAAGCUGCUUCCAAUUCUUCCGCUCAUCGUACACUUCAACCACAACGUGCUUCCACUCUCACAGUGCCUCCAACAAGUCCUUUAGGUGGUCUGCUAAUGCGAUUUGAUGGAGUAGUCCGGAUGAAUGAUGUAGGCAGCAUUGGUUUUGUGGGUUUCACUGCAAAAUAUGCCUUAGUAUGCGCUUAUGGUAAAAUGUACCCAGGUUUGGAAUAGCAUUUCCUUCUUGAAUUUUUAGCUAUUAGGGACGCUAUGAGCUGGUGCUUAAGCCAUGGAGGUAAUGAUGUUUGCUUUUGUGGAGAUUCUGUUGGUUAUCAGGCAAGCUAAGAAGAACGAGAUUCAACAUGACAGAGGAGGAGCGAUACUAUAAGAAAUUCUUCUCAUGAAGACCUCUUUUUCUUUUGUGCAAUUUGUCUAUGCUCAGUGUAGUACUGACAGGGCUGCCCAUUGUGCGGCAAAAAUGCCCUUGCAUCGGCAGAUCAACACUUGGUUGACUGUCGGUUCUUACUUUCAAACCUCUUGUAAUUUUCUAUCUACUGACUAUCUAUCUAUAGCAAAAAAAAAAAAAUGCAUUGUCAAGAGUGUUUUGAUCAAUAAACCGAUGAACCAAACCGAACCAACCAACCAAAUAAAUCAACCAACCAACCAACUCCCGGUUAAUGAAAAAAAAAUGCAGAGUCGCCAAACAGGCAGACACACACACUCUCUUCCUGAUUCAACAGCUCGCAGCACGAACUUCGUUUUUAUCGUCCCUUUCCGCCAUAAUUCUUCCGGAGCUUCCAAAGCACUUGAAGCCAUAGAAAUCCCCUUCCACAGCUCCUAUAAACCCCGAAGCUCUACAUCAUCGUUCCUCUGGCUACUCUCAUCGCUUCGCAUUCUUCUUCGAUUGUUAGGAGGAACUUCGGCGGAGCUCUCAUGGCUGCUAUUGCGGGAUCCAGUGCCGUCGCCCUCAAAUCCGCCGGAACCUCCGCAGAUUUCCGAAGCUCCUCCGGUGAAAGGAGCAUCGGCCAGUUCCGUCCGGUUUCCGGCCAAGUCAGCAGCAACCUCCACGCUGGUCGCGCUAGCCUCCAGUGCAGAUCGCGAAGUUCCGUCGCAUCUUCUGGCGUGAGAGCUCAGGUUGCUACUGCGGAACAAGCGAGCACGGAGGCGGUUCAGAAGGUGGAGUCGCCUGUAGUUAUAGUGACUGGAGCGUCGAGGGGCAUCGGCAAAUCAAUUGCAUUGUCCUUGGGGAAAGCAGGUUGCAAGGUUUUGGUAAACUAUGCAAGAUCGUCUAAGGAGGCAGAAGAAGUCUCCAAAGAGAUUGAGGCUUACGGUGGUCAGGCUGUUACCUUUGGUGGGGAUGUCUCUAAGGAAGAGGACGUGGCAGCAAUGAUGAAAACUGCCAUUGAUGCAUUUGGAACAGUUGACAUACUGAUAAACAAUGCAGGGAUCACGAGGGAUACUUUGUUGAUGAGAAUGAAGAAAUCACAGUGGCAGGAUGUUAUUGACCUCAAUCUUACCGGUGUCUUCCUUUGCACACAGGCAGCAGCCAAGAUCAUGAUGAAGAAGAGAAAGGGAAGGAUUAUCAAUAUUGCUUCUGUGGUUGGUUUGGUUGGCAAUGCUGGGCAAGCAAACUACAGUGCUGCCAAGGCUGGAGUUAUUGGCUUUACAAAGACUGUUGCAAAGGAAUAUGCCAGCAGAAAUAUUAAUGUCAAUGCAGUUGCUCCAGGGUUCAUUGCAUCCGACAUGACUGCCAAGCUCGGUGAUGAUAUUGAAAAGAAAAUAUUGGAGGGGAUUCCUCUAGGGAGGUAUGGCCAGCCAGAAGAGGUAGCUGGAUUGGUGGAAUUCUUGGCUCUGAACCCAGCGGCCACUUACAUCACUGGACAGGUGUUUACUAUUGAUGGAGGCAUGGUUAUGUAAGUGAAUAGGAGGAGGACAGGCUCCCUCUCCCCUUUCCAAUCCCGACGGUGCAGCUACCAAGUUCAGAUACGUGACCCUUCGAUUCGUGCUUCUAUUUCCUUUUAACUUAGGUUAUAUCCUAUGAUUAGUUUAGUUAAUAAAGCCGAAUGCUCCCUUUCCUCAGUUUUCCGAUCGAGUUCCAUUCAUAGUGUCUCGCUGCAUGUACUUUACGUGUAAUCUAAGGACGAACAUUCAAGAAGCCGAUGAACUUCAAUUUGGUUAUCGAGAGACACUUGCAAUUGAGCUUUUUUGUUGUAUGAUGAAAACGAGUCAUUUUCUGUGCUGGUGUGUUAUCUCAUGUCAUGUACAUUGGAAAAUGCAGUUUUCGUGAUAGGUAUAAGUAGUGUGUGAGAUGAGAUCAUAUAUAGUAGGGGGUAUAAAUUCAUCAAUCUUUUGCGUGUGGUGGAGAAAUUGGUCUGAAUAGGAAGCAUUUUCCCGGCACAAUAAAAUGGAAUAUGCAGCCUGGCUGGCAAACACAUCCGAAUAUCCGACACGGCAUAAAAGCAUAAUAACGUACCAUAACAGAACUCGCAAGCAGGGAAGAAGUCGUUAAUUCUUAUCUUCUACUUUGCUUCUCGGCUUGGUUAGUGAUUUGCUUGCACCCUUAACCUAUCUAAACAUAAUUCCAGUCACAUCUUGUUAGAAAGGAUUUGGAAAUCGAUAGUGUAAGAAAGUAAAGAACACAUAAAUUUAUGUGGUUUACUAGCUAAUUCAUAUCCAUGAGGAAUGACUUGCUAGUUUCAUUGUACUUGAGUGGAUACUAAUUAAUAGAUUGAAAAGGAAUAUAUAGUCCCUUCUUCAGACGGUCUAACUUAAUCCAACCUCGAAAAGAAAAAGGCUACAAACCUCGUAACUUCCGGUCGAUGACAAAUUUUAUGUUUUCAAAUCAUAGCAACAUAUCUUCUUCUAAAUUGGUAGAUGUACUAGUAUGGAAUAUUUCACUAUUUGACGAGAUAUUAAGUAAAAUUUACAUAAUUUU